AUGGCCAGCCUUCGACAUGCGUUGAUCAGAUCUUUUCUCAUUAAAAGAGGUCCAGAUGAGACAACAAAAAGAUUACUAACUCUAUCAUCAGCCUUGAACUCUGAACUUCGUCAGAAACAGAUUGACUUGCUGUCAAAAUACCCUGGUGGAUGUGUUGACUUGGAGAAGAAUGACAAAACUGGAAUUGCAGUUUUAACGUUAAAUAAUCCUACAAAGAAAAAUGCUCUUACUGGUUCCAUGAUGAUAGACUUUGAAAAAAGAGUUGAGGAUUUAGAAAGUUGGGAAAAAGGUCGUGGAGUAAUCUUCAAAGGAUCAGGAAACACAUUUUGUUCUGGAGCUGAUUUGAAUGUUGCAAGAGCUGUUGGCGAGGGAAAAGAUUCCGGACAUCCAAGCCUCAUGUCUUCAUUCAUGCAAAAUAUAACCUCCAGAUUUUUUAAUUUGCCUUUGAUCACUGUUGCUUUAGUUGAGGGAGCAGCUUUAGGAGGUGGAGCAGAAUUGGUAACUUGUUGUGAUUUCAGAGUGGUCAGUUCAAGUGCCAACAUCGGAUUCGUGCAAGCCAGGAUGGGAUUGUCUCCAGGUUGGGGUGGAGGUGUUAGACUGGUAAAUUUAUUAGGAAGAUUAAAAGCAUUACAGUUGUUAUCAUCUGCCAGUAUCAUCAAAGGUUUUGAGGCUCAAGAAAUUGGUCUAGCUGAUGAAAUUUUCGGAGAAUUCGACGAUUCUUUAGAAACUGCUACAUCUUUUUUGACGAAUUAUACAAAAUUUGCACCUGACGUGAUUAAGGCAAUGAAAAGAGUUGUCAUCAAUGCAUCAAGAAGUGAUAUGCAGUCUGUUGAAACUUUAAAUACUAAAGAGACACAAAUUUUUCAAAGUUUAUGUGGGGGUCUAGCUAAUUUAGAAGCAUUGAAUAAGAAGUCAAAAUUUUAA
Helobdella robusta is the source of this 924-nucleotide messenger RNA. RefSeq lists its product as hypothetical. Bases 1 to 924 code for a protein of 307 amino acids. The record is from RefSeq and is a predicted model, not a curated record. NCBI's taxonomy places the organism in Eukaryota, Metazoa, Annelida, Clitellata, Rhynchobdellida, Glossiphoniidae. Gene Ontology annotation, molecular function: enoyl-CoA hydratase activity. Gene Ontology annotation, cellular component: cytosol. Gene Ontology annotation, biological process: fatty acid beta-oxidation. The transcript is spliced from 3 exons.